This is a messenger RNA of Galendromus occidentalis (western predatory mite), 744 nucleotides long. RefSeq names its product cytoplasmic polyadenylation element-binding protein 1-like. Lineage: Eukaryota; Metazoa; Arthropoda; Arachnida; Mesostigmata; Phytoseiidae. Gene Ontology annotation, biological process: negative regulation of cytoplasmic translation. The record is from RefSeq and is a predicted model, not a curated record. Gene Ontology annotation, molecular function: mRNA regulatory element binding translation repressor activity; ribosome binding; translation factor activity, RNA binding. Gene Ontology annotation, cellular component: cytoplasm; synapse; neuron projection. Bases 1 to 744 code for a protein of 247 amino acids. The transcript is spliced from 4 exons.
AUGACGUGGUCGGAGAGAGGCUACCAGCUCCCAAGAAGACAUCAUCAGGAUGCGACCUAUUCCCGAAAGGUCUUCAUCGGUGGCUUGCCCCCUGAUUUUGACUCGGCGAAACUGGUACAGAGUUUCCAAGGAUGCGGCUCCGUGAGAGCAAUUAAGAAACCGGGGAAGGGUCACGCGUAUAUAAUCCUAGAAUCUAACGACCACGUGAAAAGCCUCUUGUCGAGGUGUCAGAGAUCGGUAUCCGGCGACUUCUACUUCUCGAUCGUUGGCCGGGCGACCCAAGUCAUUCCGUGGGCGGAACAGGAUAGUGAAUGGGGGACGGAAUUCACGUCGCCGAGAACCAACACCAUUUUCGUGGGGGCACUGCACGGACAAACGACGGCGGAGCACGUGAAGAUCAUCAUGGAGGAUAGAUUCGGCCAAGUGCGGUUCGUGAAGAUCGACACCGACAGCUACAACUACCCGAACGGCUCCGCCAGGGUCCAAUUCGUAUUCCACGAAUCGUACUGCGCAGCUAUAAACGUCAAUAUACUGAGGGUCGUGACCAAGGAUUACGAGCGCAACAUACAGCUGGAACCGUUUUUCGAGAAAAAUAUUCCGUGUAGCAGACGCUGUGGAUCCAUGAGCUCUGUCAUUUGCAGACAUUAUCUGUGUCUACAGUACUUCUGCAGAGCUUGUCACAGAAUACAUCAGAACCAGCAAUCCGAAAAUCGGGACUUGCACAAACCCAUCGGGCUUCUUUAA